Staurois parvus is the source of this 2418-nucleotide messenger RNA. The record is from the annotation of a GenBank genome assembly. Lineage: Eukaryota; Metazoa; Chordata; Amphibia; Anura; Ranidae.
AUGUAUCUCCGCCUCCUCCUGCUGACCCUGCUGACUGGACACUCAACAUCUGAAGUUAUUCUAUCUAUAUGUCGCUAUGCGCUAGGGAUGUAUGACCGGACAAUUCGUGAUGAGGAUAUCACUGCUUCUAGUCAGUGGUAUGAGUCAACUGGACCACAGUUUGCACGGCUUCAACGGGAGGAAGGCGAUGGAGCUUGGUGCCCCGCGGGUUUGCUUCAGCCCGAAGAUGUCCAGUUCUUACAGAUACAUCUACACAAACUGUAUUUCAUUACACUGAUUGGAACUCAAGGACGUCAUGCUCGGGCUACCGGUAAAGAGUUUGCUAGAUCCUACCGUGUGGACUACAGUCGAAAUGGAGAUAGGUGGCUUUCAUGGAAAGACCACCAAGGCCAGCAGAUAAUCAAAGGCAAUGUUGAUGAAUAUGAAGUAGUCCUGAACGACCUAAGACCCCCAAUUAUUGCCAGUCACAUCCGAGUCAUCCCUGUCACCAAGGUCCCCAUGACAGUGUGUAUGAGGGUGGAACUGUACGGCUGCGCCUGGUAUGAUGGUCUGAAGUCCUACAGUAUUCCAGAAGGAGAGACCUAUAUGGCUCCAGGACAUCCAAUAGCAUAUUUAAAUGAUUCCACCUAUGAUGGAUACCUGGGUAGGCGGCUGUUUGACGGUUUGGGGCAGCUGACGGAUGGCGUGCUAGGGUUAGACGACUUCACGCAGAGCCACCAGUAUCGCGUUUGGCCAGGCUACGAUUAUGUCGGCUGGAAAAAUGAAAGCACACGCAAUGGAUAUGUAGAGGUUGAGUUCCAGUUUGAUAGACCAAGAAACUUCACUUCUAUGAAGGUCCACUGUAACAACAAGUUCACUAAAGGGGUGAAGAUUUUCCAGAGGGCCGAGUGCCUCUUUAAAUCACGUCAACAAUCUGACUGGGAGCCAGAGUCAGUGGGGGUGGUGACCGUGCUGGAUGACAAGAACCCAAGUUCACGGUUUGUCAUAAUCCCAUUACAGCAACGAGUGGGGAGCUUCAUCCUCUGUAGGUUUUACUUCGCCGACACAUGGAUGAUGUUCAGCGAGAUCUCUUUUCAGUCAGGUAAUGCAUUGCUAACCAUUAUGUUGAGACAGCAGCGGGAGCCAUUGGCUCCCACUACUAUCAAUCAUAUGGUCAAACACGAUGAGCCUAAAACAUCUGUUCUGAUUGGCUGUUUGGUGGCCAUAAUUCUUUUGCUUGUUGUUAUAAUAGUUUUGAUCCUGUGGAAGCAAUACAUACAGAAGCGGCUGGAAAAGGCUCCACGUCGGAUUCUGGAAGAAGAUGCCACUGUUCGCCUUUCCUUCUACAGUUACACUAUUGGCAACAACAACCAGACUCAAAUCCAUCAGUCCAACCCAACAUAUGAAAGGAUAUUCCCUCUAGAUCUUGACUACCAGCAACCCACCAAACCACUGCGCAAGCUUCCUGAACUAUCACAGAGUGCUGAGGAUUCAGGUAAGAGAAAUCUGACCAAGUCCACCCCACACCAGGGAUUUCAGAACAGCGUUCCUCACUAUGCAGAAACAGAUAUUGUCAAUCUUCAAGGGGUGACCGGAAACAACAUGUACGCUGUGCCUGCCCUGACUGUGGACUCACUCACUAAGAAGGACAUCAGUGUUGGUGAAUUCCCACGCAACCAGUUACGGAUGAAAGAGAAACUUGGCGAGGGUCAGUUUGGAGAGGUCCACCUGUGUGAGGUUGAGGGUCUGCAAGACUUUCUGGAAAUGUCCUCGAGUGACUGCAGCAAUCAGCCGGUUCUGGUGGCCGUGAAGAUGCUGAGAGCCAAUGUUACUAAAACAGCAAGAAAUGAUUUUCUGAAAGAAAUAAAGAUCAUCUCUAGGUUGAAGCAUCCAAACAUCAUUCGCUUGCUGGGUGUCUGCGUCCGGGAUGACCCCUUGUGUAUGAUAACUGAGUAUAUGGAGAAUGGAGAUCUCAACCAAUUUCUCUCCCAACGAGAGAUCCGCAGUCAGUUCACCACAGCUAACAACAUACCAUCUGUCAGCCUCCACAACCUCUUAUACAUGGCCACACAGAUUGCUUCUGGAAUGAAGUAUCUGGCCUCGCUGAACUUUGUACACAGAGACCUGGCCACACGGAACUGCUUAGUAGGAAACAACCACACACUCAAGAUAGCAGACUUUGGGAUGAGUCGGAACCUAUACAGUGGAGACUAUUAUCGUAUCCAGGGCCGAGCGGUGCUCCCGAUUCGCUGGAUGGCCUGGGAAAGCAUUCUCUUAGGCAAGUUCACAACCUCCAGUGACGUCUGGGCAUUUGGGGUCACACUAUGGGAGAUGUUUACGCUGUGUAAAGAACAACCAUACAGCGUUUUGUCUGAUGAGCAGGUGAUUGAAAACACAGGGGAGUUUUUCAGAGACCAAGGAAGACAGGUAAUGAUAUAG